AUGUCGUGCUCUACCUGGCACAGCUAUUUCAAAAAGUUUUUGUAUUGUUCCUAUGCACUCCAUGUGUGAAUAUGCACACCAUUAACAGAUGGGAUUUCAUCAUUUGAAAACCUCUUGGCUAAUAAUGUUCUUCGAGUAUUUGUCUGGGUCAUAGCUUGUGUUACCUGUUUUGGAAAUCUUUUUGUCAUUGGAAUGAGCUCUUUUAUCAGAGCUGAAAACAAGAAGCACACUACAUUUAUCAAAAUGUUGUGUUGUGCUGAUUAUCUGAUGGGUGUGUACUUGUUCUCCAUUGGAGUCUUUGACAUUAAAUAUCGUGGACAAUAUAAAAACUAUGCUGUGCUGUGGAUGGAGGGCUUACCAUGUCAUAUCAUGGGUUUCCUGGCCAUGUUUUCUACAGAGGUCUCUGUCUUGUUGUUGACUUUGGAAAAAUAUUUAGUAAUUGUCUUUCCCUUCAGUAAUAUCCCACCAGGAAAGCAUCAGGCAAUAAUAAUCCUUGUAUCCAUAUGGUUUAUUGGAUUUGUAAUAGUAAUAAUCCCAUUUUGGGGUGAGGAUUUUUUUGGAAAGUAUUAUGGAAAAAAUGGAGUUUGUUUCCUACUUUAUUCUGAUCAAACAUAAGAAAUUGGAGGCAAGGGGCAUUCUUUUGGGAUUUUUCUUGUUGUGAACCUACUAGCAUUCAUCAUAAUAGUGUUUUCAUAUGUCAGUAUGUUUUAUUCCAUUCAACAAACUGCCCUUCAGACAUCAGAAGUAAGAAGCAACAUUCACAUGGAUGUUGCUGUUGCCGAUCGAUUUUUUUUAAUAGUAUUCACUGACUCCAUCUGCUGGAUUCCUGUCUUUUUUAUAAAAAUCCUCUCCCUACACCAGGUGGAAAUUCCAGGCACUGUCACUUCCUGGAUAAUGAUAUUUAUUCUGCCAAUAAACAGUGCCUUGAACCCAAUUCUCUACACUCUCACCACCACUUUCUUUAAGGAGAAGUUAAAGCAGUUAAUGCAGAAACAUCAAAGGAGGUCGGUUUUCAAAAAUGACAGAAAAAGCUUGGCUACUUCAAUAGUAUGGACAGAUGAUUCCUUAAUUCGUGCCUCCUCUCUUAGACUUGGAUUUUUAAACAAAUAACUUUUGGGGGAUGAGUAA
This is a messenger RNA of Dermochelys coriacea (leatherback sea turtle), 1128 nucleotides long. It is a transcript of the gene RXFP2, whose product is annotated as relaxin family peptide receptor 2. Gene Ontology annotation, cellular component: membrane. Gene Ontology annotation, biological process: G protein-coupled receptor signaling pathway. Gene Ontology annotation, molecular function: G protein-coupled receptor activity. The record is from RefSeq and is a predicted model, not a curated record. NCBI's taxonomy places the organism in Eukaryota, Metazoa, Chordata, Testudines, Dermochelyidae.